AUGACCGAGAAGUUCGACCACCUGGAGGAGCACCUGGAGAAGUUCGUGGAGAACAUCCGGCAGCUCGGCAUCAUCGUCAGCGACUUCCAGCCCAGCAGCCAGGCCGGGCUCAACCAGAAGUUGAAUUUUAUUGUUACUGGCUUACAGGAUAUCGAUAAGUGCAGACAGCAACUUCAUGAUGUUACUGUCCCUUUAGAAGUUUUUGAAUACAUAGAUCAAGGUCGAAAUCCCCAACUCUAUACCAAAGAGUGCCUGGAGAGGGCUCUGGCUAAAAAUGAACAAGUUAAAGGCAAGAUGGACACAAUGAAGAAAUUUAAAAUCCGGUUGAUUCAAGAACUUUCUAAAGUAUUUUCUGAGGACAUGGCUAAGUACCGGAGCAUCCGGGGGGAAGACCAUCCUCCUUCCUAACUCCCUCCUCCAUCUGU
Messenger RNA from Lipotes vexillifer (Yangtze River dolphin), 425 nucleotides. Its product is annotated as mediator of RNA polymerase II transcription subunit 10. The record is from RefSeq and is a predicted model, not a curated record. NCBI's taxonomy places the organism in Eukaryota, Metazoa, Chordata, Mammalia, Artiodactyla, Lipotidae. Gene Ontology annotation, biological process: regulation of transcription by RNA polymerase II. The transcript has a single exon. Gene Ontology annotation, cellular component: mediator complex. Gene Ontology annotation, molecular function: transcription coregulator activity. Bases 1 to 408 code for a protein of 135 amino acids.